CAGUCAUGGUCACAUGAUGUUUGGGAAGUCAUGUGACAACUAUAACUGAGCCUUCUUCCUUCGAGCCUCGGAAUUGGCACGAUGGGUCUGAAACAUGUUGUUUCACUCCUAGUUCUUCUGCCCUGUCUUCUAGCUCCAGGUUUGUCCGCUCCCACUGAGCCAGACGAGCAAUGGGGUUAUGUGACGGUUCGGGACGGAGCCCACAUGUUCUGGUGGCUGUACGUGUCCGACAGUAUGACCGCGAACUCCACACGCCUUCCUCUGGUGAUGUGGCUGCAGGGUGGACCUGGAGGAUCUGGCACUGGAUUUGGGAAUUUUGAGGAGAUUGGACCACUGGAUAGGAAUCUUCAGCCCAGGAGUAACAGCUGGGUCAAGGCAGCCAGUGUCUUAUUCGUGGACAACCCAGUGGGAACAGGCUUCAGCUACACUGACAGUCCAGAUCGUUUUGCGACAGAUGUUGCCACAGUAGCGUCCGACAUGGUGACAUUGCUGAAGCACUUCUUCAAAGAGAGAAAGGACUUCCAGGCCGUCCCCUUCUACAUUUUCUCUGAGUCAUACGGUGGAAAGAUGGCUGCCGCUAUUUCGCUGGAGCUGACUAAGGUUAUUGCUCAGGGGGGCCUGAGGUGCAAUUUUGCUGGUGUGGCGCUUGGGGACUCUUGGAUCUCUCCUCUUGACUCGGUCAUGACUUGGGGACCCUACCUCUACUCUACUUCUCUGCUGGACGAUGUUGGCCUGGAAGAUGUGAACAGAGCUGCAGAGGCGGUAAAGCAGGCGGUGGAGAAGCAGAAGUUUGAGAAGGCGACAGAACUGUGGUCUGUGGCUGAGACAGUGGUGGAGCAGAACACAAAUGGAGUGAACUUUUACAACAUCCUGACCCCAGAAGCAGAGGAGACCGGGGUCUCAUCUGCAGGAGACAACUUCAUCUCUCAACUAGCGCGCCGCCACAUCAGGCCCCUACAUGGCCAGUCACUGAGUGAGCUGAUGAACGGACCAAUCAGAAAAAAGCUGGGUAUCAUUCCACAAAAUGUCACCUGGGGAGGUCAGUCAGAAGAUGUGUUCAGCUACAUGUCAGGAGACUUCAUGAAGCCUGUAGUGGAUAUUGUGGAUAAGCUUCUGUCUGCUGGCGUCAAUGUUACUGUGUACAACGGACAGCUGGACCUUAUCGUGGACACGAUGGGUCAAGAGUCAUGGGUGAAGCGGCUCGAGUGGAAGGGAAUACGUGAUUUCAAUAGUCUCAGGUGGACACCUAUUGAUGACCCUGCAACUCCAGGCAUAACUGGAGCCUUCUACAAACUAUACAAGAACUUUGCCUUCUAUUGGAUUCUCAAAGCAGGUCACAUGAUUCCUUCGGAUCAGGCCCCAAUGGCUCUGCAGAUGUUGAGGAUGAUCACGCAGCAGGAGGUCUGAGGUCAGCCGCGAUAACUGCCUCAAGCUUUGCAGCUCAACCAAAUAUUUCCUUUUCUUAUGAUUGCACUGUUGGAUCCAGAACCAUUUUGAUGACAAAUAUGCAAAAUUAGCAGUGUUUUUUUUUUCUUUACAAAUAAAUGUUUUGUGUGAAAUUGACUUUUCUCAUA
Synchiropus splendidus (mandarinfish) is the source of this 1574-nucleotide messenger RNA. It is a transcript of the gene scpep1, whose product is annotated as serine carboxypeptidase 1. The record is from RefSeq and is a predicted model, not a curated record. Lineage: Eukaryota; Metazoa; Chordata; Actinopteri; Syngnathiformes; Callionymidae. Gene Ontology annotation, biological process: proteolysis. The transcript is spliced from 13 exons. Bases 82 to 1407 code for a protein of 441 amino acids. Gene Ontology annotation, molecular function: serine-type carboxypeptidase activity.